AUGUUUUCAAUCAAGAAACUGGAAGAACCGAAGAAACGUGACAGAAGUCGUUUCCAACGACACUCCAGUAUUCUUAUAUGGAAAUGCUACCUACAAAGACAACGAAGAUGGAGGCUGCUGGUAGCUGAAACCUUGUUUGCCGGUGUGCUAUUUCUCAUAGCAGUAUUCACAGCUGUACCCGUAUUCCUAACGCCAUUACAAACAGAACCUGAACCUCCUCUCGCCUCCUCUGAUCUCCUGGCAUCAUCAAGAAACAACUUUAUAGGAUAUGCUCCCAAUACAGAGCCUUAUAUAAGUAUCAUGUUGAGAGCAGCAGAACUGUUGCAAACAAAUAUAAUGAAUGCGGCCACUGAAGACGAUCUUAACAAUAUAUUAUAUAACCUUUCUAUGGAGAAGCCGAUUAACAACUCAGUUAUAUGGGUGGUUUGGAAGCCCAAGGAUGAGAAUAUGUGGAAGUUCAGCAUAAGGAGCACAGAGCGUGCUCGGUAUGUGAGCAGCACAGAGAGCACAGAGUACCCGAAUCCUCAUCUGCGAGCUGGUUUCCUGGGUGUGCAGACGGCUGUCAGCCAGGCAGUUCUAGAGCACGUUAGUCCCACGAUACCUAUGUACGAGCUAAGCCUCGUGUCAAUGCCAGUAUCUCCAUUGAUGCAAGAGUAUCAGGUACGAAAAACCAUAUCCGGGAUUCUGCUGAUUUUCACCGUGGCUCUCAUACCUCCCGUGCUUGACACUCAAGCCCUCGUCGUGAAGGAAACACUAAGCCGAUUAAAGCGUGCAUUUCGCAUACGACACGUGGAUUACUCUUCAGUAUACGUCGCCUGGCUGGUCUACGCUUAUUUGACAGCUUUCCCGAUCUGCCUCCUUGGUGCCAUUACGCUGAUCCUCAUAUUCAGAUGGAUCCACCUUGUCUAUGCCCUGCUGAUACUGCUCGCGUAUGUGUCCGUGAUGAUAAUGCUGGCUCUGAUCAAUGCUAUGUUUCAUAGCAAAGCGUCCAUUGCCUGUCUAUGGAACAUCAUGUUUACAUUACUGCAGAUGUUCCUAGCAGAACUAUUGGUGCACCAUAAAUAUAAUUUGACGUAUGGUCCUCUCGCGUUCCUACUCCACGUGGUGCUUCCACCAUUGGGACUUGUGCACGCCUUCAAUCAAUUCGCACUUUUGCAAACUGGACGUGGUGCUACCCUCGGCGAUAAAUAUUCGCUUCUAUAUACUGUAGGCUCUUGGACGUUUAUAAAUGCACUUUAUUUCGCAUUGUUGAUGAUGUUACAACGAACUAUUGGACAGGAGAGAGCUAUAGGCGGUCAGGUGUCAUGGAAGUCUAUAAUAUUUAAGAAAGUUGAGGAUGUCAAUAAACUGCACCAUAUCGAAACACCGACUGGUAGAGAAAGAGAAAAGUUACAAGAAGUAGAUGAAUUGGUUGCUAAAGCCAUAAGUUUCCGCAAUGUUUCUAAGAGCAUAAUGAAUGUACCCGUUUUAAAAAAGAUCACAUUAGAUAUUUACCGUGGUGAGUUCACAAUAUUGAUGUCGGAACGGGUUGAAGAAAAAAUGCUUAACACUAUUGAAGACUUGUUGACAGGAUUGACACACGCUGAUGAAGGUACGAUUAACGUACUCGGAAAGAUACUGAAACCUGGCAAAAAUUACAUGAUCGCUCCUAACAUGAUGGGUUAUUGUCACCGAUGCGAUGUUGUUAUUGAAGAUUUGACUGUGGAAGAGCAUCUCAUUCUAUUUGCUGAGUUAUGUUUAUGGAAUGAGUCGAAACAAUAUGUGACCGAAUAUGUACAUAUGCGCUGUAAAAGUCUAUUCGAGGAGUGCCACCUGGAUCAAGUGAGGUACGAGUACGUGAAGCACUUGGACGUCUACUACCGUGCACAGUUGUGCUGGGCGAUAGCUGUGCUAUUGGAGCCACGGGUGAUUAUUAUACCAUACUUUAUUGACCAACCGCGGUACAUAUCGGUCAUUAAGCAUAAAAUAAUGCAAUAUAAGAAAUAUGUAACCAUAGUCAAGAUGGGACAUUCUAGUUUGCAAUUAGAAUAUGCUGACCGUGUGUUUCACUUUGACAACAAACUCCUCGUUUUUGGCGGGACACCAGCUUAUAUGUUUUUUAAAUAUGGUCGAGAUUACCGUGUACGCAUGACGUUCCAAAGUGGUGGCAGCAUUGACAACGAAAAUAUAUCUAGUUUGUUGGAGCGCGCUGAACAGUCUGGCGCUACCGUGAGAGCUCAUCUUGGAUCACUUCUCAUACUGCAACUGCCGGCCACACCCACGGCACAUGUGGCAGCUUUGGUCAAAGAUCUAACUGACAAUGCAAAUGUAUAUGGCAUGACGUCAUUUAGCAUCAGCGUACCGGACUCCGAGGAGGUUUGCAGACGGGCUGUAAAGGAAUCGAGAUUAACACAGCACGACAUUACUGCAAUACGUGAUGGAAGCUCAGUAGCACUGAAAAAUAUUUCAGAACCUCGGCGAUGGAAACGAACCAGCACAUUGUUUACAAAUAUAACUCAAUUGAGAGCAAUUGGAUGGAAAUAUUGCUCGUUCUACAUACACUUCAGAUUUUAUUUGAUUGUCACGGUAAUAUCUGCUGUGGUUGCUGGUGUGUUUAUUGGAUUGUCUUUGUCUACUAUGUUGUUUCAUUUGGAGAAGAAUCGUGGCGCUGAAAAAAUGCUACAUGGCGAGGUACUUACUGUAGAGGCAUUAGAUCGCAAGACAACACUGGUACUACGUGCAGACAAUUCUACAGCUGCCAGAUCUAUUGCAAAGGGUUAUGUUUUAUCUCAAACAAAAGCGAAGGAAAGUGAAAUAGAAGACAUCAUGUAUACAGCUCUGACGCACACUGAGAGUCUCACUGAGUAUUUAGUUACUAGAGCCAUAGACUCGCCCCAGCAGUACGUAUACAUGUAUGCUUAUGGUAUGGACGUCACAACUGAUGCAACUGGCUCAUUGAUUGUUCAAGCACUAUAUAGUCCAAUGCAUCACGACCAGGGAGCGGCAGCUCGCUCCCUCUCUCGAGUGUACAUGGCUCUGAUAAGACACUACACGAACCAGUUGGAUGCCUCCAUCGAAGUUACUGAUGAUCCCUUAGCAUUGGAUUUGACUCCGUGGAUGAUGUACGCCAGUCAGCCGCCGUUGCUAAUUCAAUUUCUUCUCAUAGUGAUGAUAUCCCACAUAACGCUUAUACCUUCUAAAGAACAUGGCAUAAUAAGGCACUUGCAGAGUCAUGCAAUGAACUUCUCUCCAGCGCGUUACUGGUUCAGCUUGUACUUCUAUGAUCUGAUCUUGUAUUGGGUCCUUGUAGGCAUGGUGACUCUUGUUAUGGUGAUCAUUAUGUACCUGGUUUUGCCUAAAGCACAUUUCCAAUAUGGAGACCUAUUGGUAGUACCCUUGCUACUCGUCGUCUACGGACUGGGUUGCAUACCGCAAGCUUACUUGUUCAGUAUGGGACCACGUGCAGCUCUUAAUUCCAUGACUUUUGCCAUAGUCAACAUUGUUUUUGGAGAAACUACGGUACUAACUAAAUUAUUAUAUGGGAGUGCUCUCAACUACGCACUGUAUUUCAUGAGAAUAUCUCCACAGUUCAACUUUUCGUUUGCUCUCGUGAAGAUCAAACAGAUAUUCCUCUAUAACAGCGAAUGUAUCAUAUUUAAGACGAAGAAACUCUGCUCUGCGAAGACACUUCAUAAGUGUUGCGAAAAAUGCGGCGUACUGCAGAAGUGUUUCGCUCGGAAAAGUUACCUCUCACAAUACCCAGGUAUAAUGAACGAGUUGAUUUCUAUAAUUGCCACCGGUGCUAUAUUCAUGACAUUGCUCAUGUUGUGGGAGUACAGACUAAUACAGCGGGCCUGUUCUUAUGUCAUGUCACUUUUGGGACCACCAGAAAAGUGUGACGAGGAAGUAGAGUCAUUAGGAGUGAAGCGGGAGAAGGUAGACGUACAAGACAAGAUUGCGCAGAUGAAAGCUAAAAGAUAUGAAAAAAUCGACACUUUCGGAGAAUGUCUUUUAGUUGCCAAUGUAAAUAAAAAAGAGGAUGGAGUAUACGUGGUGCGUGACGUGAACCUUGGUAUGGAUAAAGGCACCGUCAUAGCUCUCUCGGGUCUCAAGAGACACGGACGCCUGGACCUCCUUGAGGUACUAGCAGGGUACAAGAUGCCCAGCAGUGGUGUACUCUGGGCGAUGUCCCAGUGGAGAUUGAAUGUUGAUCCGCACAUGUAUUGUAAGCAUAUAACAUUGAGUUGUGCCCAAAAUUCGAUUCCCACAUGGAUGACCGUGUACGAUGGUCUAAAAUUACUGGCAAUACUGCGUGGCGUCCCCAAACGGCAUGUUGAUGAAGAACUGAGCACUUAUAUUGACGCACUUGAACUGAAGGAGCUAGCAAACACGUUAAUUUGCCGCAUCUCGACCAACGACCGCACCCGUCUUCAUUUCGCUGCGGCCGUUAUUGGAGCACCCCCUAUAAUCAUAGUGGAUGAAUGUACCGCUUACCAGAAUUACUCAGUUCAACGGGCUAUGUAUUACAUUCUGUACCAUCUGAGAAAAAGAGGACAUUCCAUAUUCGUCAGCUCUUCCAGCGUUGAAUGCCAUUUACCGAUGACCAAACAACUCGGUAUAUUGUUGGACGGUCGCAUUUACGACAUUGAUAUGGUAGAUAAUUUGGUGGAGAGGUACGGCCAUAAAGGGUACACAGUUGUGGUCCAUAUAAAAGAUGAGAUUGAUGCCAAUAAAAUGUUCGCUGAACACUUCAACAAUUUUGCUAUUAAUGACACAUCAGAGGUUUUGGUAAACGUUCAAGUGCUUGACGAUUUGACUUGGGCGGUCAUAUUCGAGAAGAUGGAAAUCCUACAAUCGCAGAAUCCCGAAGUUAACUCCUACAUAGUAACAGCUAUACCUAUAGAUUACAUUUACAAUUCCAUUAUAACAAAUGAAAGCGGUCUCAAACCAGCUGCGGAUUUCUUCUCGUGUUCUUAUUACAGAAAGUUUUUCUCACAGACGGCAAGGAAAGUCCCAAACGAAAGUGUAUUGGCCGAUCUCAUACCUUUCGAAAAGAAGUACGAUAUUACAAAGCUCAAUGAAUUGCCUUGGUCGGUAAUAUUUAAUAGACAGAUGGAAAAUGAACUGUGUUAACAAGUACUAUGGUAUCAAGUGCAUUGACAGGACAUGUGAUAGAAGCCCUUAGUUUUAAACCCUCAGCACCAAUCCAGCAUUAAGCAAGAAUUUUUUUCUCGUAAGCGUAUAUACUCUUU
Messenger RNA from Achroia grisella, 5231 nucleotides. Its product is annotated as ATP-binding cassette sub-family A member 17-like. The coding region runs from base 1 to 5112 and encodes 1703 amino acids. Gene Ontology annotation, cellular component: intracellular membrane-bounded organelle; membrane. The record is from RefSeq and is a predicted model, not a curated record. Gene Ontology annotation, biological process: transmembrane transport; lipid transport. The transcript is spliced from 32 exons. Gene Ontology annotation, molecular function: ATP binding; ABC-type transporter activity; lipid carrier activity. Lineage: Eukaryota; Metazoa; Arthropoda; Insecta; Lepidoptera; Pyralidae.